AUGCUUUCCGUUGAAGCUUUUCAGACAGUCGAAAGGACGUUGGGUUUACAAUGGGAUGCUAAAGCGGAUGAAUUUCGCUUCACCUUUGUAUACGAGCGGUUGGCCGCAGGUGAGCUACCUGACUCAAGUAUUUGGGAAGCGAUUGGUGAAGGAGUACAUUCCUCUGCUUCAAGAACGAAAUAA
Molecule: messenger RNA, 183 nt
Organism: Opisthorchis viverrini
Lineage: Eukaryota; Metazoa; Platyhelminthes; Trematoda; Opisthorchiida; Opisthorchiidae
Exons: 2
Source: RefSeq, a predicted model, not a curated record